Messenger RNA from Cyphellophora europaea CBS 101466, 693 nucleotides. RefSeq lists its product as uncharacterized. The transcript is spliced from 2 exons. The record is from RefSeq and is a predicted model, not a curated record. NCBI's taxonomy places the organism in Eukaryota, Fungi, Ascomycota, Eurotiomycetes, Chaetothyriales, Cyphellophoraceae. The coding region runs from base 1 to 693 and encodes 230 amino acids.
AUGUCCACAAGCAACGGCAGCGCCUCCGCCAACGGCGCACCCCUCACCCAACAAUACUCGGCCAGCAAAUCUGCCAUGGCUGCCAUCUUCGGCCCGGGCCACAGAUACAAUAAAGAGGAGCCAACGAAACCCCAGCAGUCUGGCGCAGAGCCACCCUCGGGCAUCCAAGGCAAGGGCACCGUCAACGAGCCCUUUGACCAGGGCAACGCGCCUGAGAAUCUCGCCGGCAAUACACCCGCCCAGUCGACAGAAGAGCCGAUAAGCGGCGCACAGGGUAAAGGCACUGUGGACGAGCCGUACGACCAGGGGAAUAAGGAUGAAACCACCGCCGGCGACCAACCCGUCAACACCACAAUCCAAUCUCCCCCACCAACAACAAACACCGAAACCGCAACGACCACCACCGCGCAGACAAACGGCACCACCACCAGCCAGUCCCAGCCAGCCCCAACUUCCUCAUCAUCAUCACAGCCCGCCGCCGCCGCCGCUGCCGCGGGCGGCGACAGCACCCGCGGCCGAACCCUAGCCCCACCCUCCAACACGCAGCGACAAGAACGCAGCGUCUCGCCCGGCACGCUGGACGACGGCACGCACGAGCUCUGUGGCGGCGAGAAGGGCGAGAACUACGAGCCCUCCCGUGGUCUGGGGAGGCUGGCGAACAAGUUGGGGAAUCAGUUCAAAUCGAAGACCUGA